AUGGUCUCGACCCGGACGCCACUAUUGCUCACGAGCGUGGAUGUGGUGUGGCGCAAGCAGCAGCAGGCGUUGGGCCACCUCCCGCACGUGGCAGCGCUGAUCUCUGCGUUCCUGGACAGCUCCGAGCUCUGGAACGUCCCGCAGGCGCUGGACUACGGCUACCUGCACCUGCUGCAGCGUCUCGGCGCCACCUCUCGGCGUCUGCGGCCGCUCUCCAACCGCAGCUGCUUCCUGUCGGCAGCGCAGCGUGGGGACAUCGCGAUGCUGCAGUGGUUGGCUGCCUACGACCCGGAGUUCGACGUCUACGGGGCAGUUCUGGACCACGCGGCGGAGCACGGCCAGCUCCACGUUGUCCAGUGGCUGGACCAAACCUUCCCGGACCUGCAGGCCAGCACCAAGGCCAUGGACUUGGCAGCGGCACGAGGCCACCUAAACGUCGUCCAAUGGCUGCAUACCCACCGAUCGGAAGGCUGCACGCAUCACGCUAUGGACGAAGCGGGGGCGCGAGGACACGUCGACGUGGUGCAGUGGCUGGACGCUCACCGCCACGAAGGGUGCACCAAGUACGCCAUGAACUUCGCCGUGUGGUACGGCCACACUUCAAUGGUGCAUUGGCUGCGCAAGAAUCGGAGCGAGGGCUGUAGUGUUCACGCGAUGGUGUUUGCAGCCAAGCGGGGGGAUCUCGCCUUGUUGCAGUGGCUGCAUGAACACAGAGAGGAGCUGCUGGCUCCCGGUUCGGACGAAAACUCGCCGUUGAUCAUGGACCACGCGGCGGAACACGGCCAUCUAGAGGUGGUCAAGUGGCUACACGCGAACACGGACGGAGGCUGCACGACGGACGCCAUGAACGGCGCAGCGCGUGGUGGGUACAUUGACAUCGUCGAGUUCCUGCAUGAGAACCGUCACGAGGGAUGCACGAGCAACGCGAUGGACGGAGCUGCACGCGGUGGUCAUCUGGACGUUGUAAAGUUCCUACACGAGCGACGCCGCGAAGGUUGUUCGUACCUCGCGAUGGACUACGCGGCUGCCGAGGGUCACCUUGAUGUCGUACAGUUCCUGCAUACUCGUCGCAGUGAAGGCUGCAGUCCGUGGGCCAUGAACUCUGCUGCGGGGGGAGGACAUUUGAGCAUCGUCAAGUUCUUGCACGAAAACCGCAGUGAGGGCUGCACCGAGCGGGCUAUCGACCGUGCAGCAGCCGGAGGAUUCCUCUCAGUUGUGCAGUUUCUUCACGAGAACCGGUCGGAGGGCUGCACGACGGAGGCUAUGGACGCCGCUGCGUGUUUUGGGCACUUGAAUGUGGUGCAGUUUCUUCACUCGAAUCGCAGUGAGGGUUGCACGAAGAAUGCGAUGGAUGCUGCUGCGCGAUGUGGCCAUCUAGACGUCGUCAAGUGGCUGCACGAGCACCGCACUGAGGGCUGCACGACAGAAGCGAUGGACGGCACGGCUUGGUUUGGGCACCUGGAUGCUCUCCGCUUUUUGCAUGGAAAUCGUAGUGAAGGCUGUUCCCGACGAGCAGUGCGCGACGCUGUGAUCGGUGGGCAUGUCAAGACAGCUCAGUGGCUGACAGAGAUCUACCCGCAGUGUCGAGUGGGUAGUGGUGCAUACUUUGGUGGAUAUACUCGGAAUGAGCUGGGUUGA
This is a messenger RNA of Phytophthora sojae, 1638 nucleotides long. RefSeq lists its product as hypothetical. Bases 1 to 1638 code for a protein of 545 amino acids. The transcript has a single exon. The record is from RefSeq and is a predicted model, not a curated record. Gene Ontology annotation, molecular function: protein binding. NCBI's taxonomy places the organism in Eukaryota, Oomycota, Peronosporomycetes, Peronosporales, Peronosporaceae.